Desarmillaria tabescens is the source of this 1477-nucleotide messenger RNA. RefSeq lists its product as uncharacterized. Bases 273 to 1331 code for a protein of 352 amino acids. The transcript is spliced from 5 exons. Lineage: Eukaryota; Fungi; Basidiomycota; Agaricomycetes; Agaricales; Physalacriaceae. The record is from RefSeq and is a predicted model, not a curated record.
UAGAGCUGGAAAAUGUCCGAGACUAGGUCUUAAGUGGAACUAGUGAGCUAAGCGCUUAAGGUGUAAAAGGUUAUCGUUUCAGCUGGUUCCACAACGGCAUAGAUCAUUCUUGGAACGAACAAGAGCGUCUACGCGUCGGCUAUUCCCUGCUUUCGAAGGCUGUGCAAGUCUGCGAGAACACCGAAGUCUUGAUCCUCAUCAACAUUGGCCAUGCAGCAUUAACAUCGCCGUUUCACUUGCCGGCAUUGUCCACUCUAACUUCCAAGUCAUCCAUGCCCUUCAGCUAUCGGGAGCUCUUCUUCGGUGGGACGCAAUUCUGCUGCUGCCUGCCCGUAAGGGCCGGCGUCAUCGCCAUGUCGCUUUUGGGUAUCAUCUUGCCUGGAAUCCUGACAAUUAUCUUGUGGUACGAGGUGGCUAGCACACCCGACCUGACAAGCGGAGAACGUGCUGGAUUUGUUCUGGCCGGCCUAUUAGAGACGUUCCUGUGUGUAGUUUCGAUCCUCGGGUUUGUCGGCGCUAUAGUUCGGAAGCAGCUCUUUGUCCGAAUCUACGCGUACUUCAUUUAUGUUCAUUUCUUCAUCAACGUGGGCGUCGCCGCCUAUCUGCUAUGGCUCAUCACCCAUUUCUCUGAAAACGCUGCCACCAAAGCAUGUCAAGACACCAUAAAGAACACUGGUACACAAGAGCAAUGCAUUGGCAUACUACAGAUCGCCAGCGGCGUCUACUUUGUCAUAGCAGCAUUGAUUCUACUCGUUGAGAUGUAUGGUGCCAUCAUCGUUGCACGUUAUCUGAACCAGAUCCAAAGGGAGAAACGCACAGCACGAGCUUCUCGAGCGAGUAUGGGCUAUAAAAUAUUCCCGGCGCCGCGCUCAGAAUACGUGUCUCUUGCCGAUACCAGUGGAAGAACGUCCCGGCUCUCAGCACUUUCACCUGAACCAUAUACGUCGACACGCGAGUUCAAUCCCUACGAAGAGUUUGACCCUUACCGAAACCAGUCGAAUGCGGGGCCCUCAGUGAUACAAGACGUUGAUUUAUAUUCAAACGAGGAUGGAUUACCCAUAGAGGCGGGAUAUGGAGGAGGGACGUGGACCCAUUCUGAGAUAUCCAUGGAAGAAAAGGCUAGAUUACAACGGUCGACGGUUGAUGCUGCGGACCAACAGAGAGACGAGUUUGAAGAUGUACAUCCGCUGGAUAAAGAGCAACAGCGGAACAGAGAUUCCAAAUCUCCUGCAGGCCCCCUCCCCCCCAUGAGAACACGAGACAUGGACGAUUUGCCAAGAUAUUCACUUAAUGACCCUCCUCGCAUUUAUGAUAGUCCAUUGCCACAUUAAUUGUAACACAUACCAUCUUUUCUCGCUUAGGGACCCUUCGUCGAUACUGAUUCUUUUAGUGUACUAUGGUUUACCACAUCUCGUAGGCCACAUGCCUUGUAUAAUAACAGUUCAUGGAGAAUGACAUUAUGAACCAACUAUCUGGC